Molecule: messenger RNA, 2490 nt
Organism: Linnemannia hyalina
Lineage: Eukaryota; Fungi; Mortierellomycota; Mortierellomycetes; Mortierellales; Mortierellaceae
Source: the annotation of a GenBank genome assembly
AUGAAACGCAAGUCUACAUCCGACCUUCCUACGCCAAAGGUGCGCAAGCAGGCCCCCGUCGACGACCACAAGGUCAAGUUCUCGUCUACCGAGAAAUCCGCCAAGACCGCCUCGCCUGCCUCUACCGAGCGAAAGUCGAUCCUCAAGAAGCCCCUCCGCUCAGAAUCUAGCACAGCAUCGAAAGACUCAAAACCAAAAUUGACCAUGUCCGCCUCCGCUCUCCUCAAAGCCAACACCAAGGCCGCCUCAAAGACACAGCUUUUGCCCCAAAAGGGGCGACCCCAGCCAGUGCCGAUUGCUGCUACCCGAGGCGAUGUUACAGGAGGCAUGGGCAGAAAGAGACGUGCACGCCGCGAGGACAAGGAGGAAGUGAACAGCGGAGACGACAGCGACAGCGAUAACGACGGCGAGGAUGAGAAGGAUUCAGGAGACGAUGCCGAAGAGUCUGACGAGGAUGAUUUCGAGGGCAUGCCAGCUACUGUUAAGAAAACGUCAAAGAAGCACACGGAAGAGAACAUGGCAGAGGCUAUGUCCAAGAUUUUGGGAUCGAGUCUACGCAAGGCAGAUGCCAGCACACCCAUUCUGGCGAGAUCUCGUGGAGCAGAGAGAAAGAUUGAGGAGGAAAAGAUGGAAGCCAAGGCUAGGAAGGCGAUCUCGAACGAGAAGAAGCGUUUGGCAAACAGGGACCGCGUCAAGCCAGACUAUACUGGCAUGGAAUACGAGAAGAAGCUGCGCAAGGUCGCCACCCGCGGAGUGGUUCAAUUGUUCAAUGCUAUCAAGGUCCAGCAGAAGGCUACCGAUGACCUGACGGAGAAGGUUCGCCCUAUUACCACCAACUCCAAGGAUAAAGUUGCCAACCUUACGAAAGCGUCGUUCCUCGACCUUCUCAAGUCUGGUACCAAAGUCGGUGCCGUCACACCUACAGCAGAGGCCGAGGAGUGCUUGAAGAAUAUCGCCAAAUACAACCAGUACACCAAUGCCUUUGUCGACCUCACCCAACCCGAUCAUAUCCGAUCUCAAGCUGCCGAAGCAACGCGUCGCUGGGAGUCUGAGGCGGCCAAAAGUGCGGUGGACGGGGCUGUCAUGGGAUACAAGAUGAACUUUUGCACGUCGGACUUGCGCACAACGUGUUCGUCCGCCAUGCUCGAAAAUUUCAAGGCACCGUACACGGCUACAGCUAUCGAAUUGCUGGAGAAAGCAGGAGUCAUCAUGGGCGGAAAGAUUAACAUGGACGAAUUCGGGAUGGGGUCACACAACGUUCACAGUCAUGCAGGACCAGCAAGGAAUCCGUUUAGAAUUAUUGGUCGUUCUCCGGACGAGGCCAAGGAACUGGAAGCUCGCUCUGCUGGUGGAAGUUCAGGAGGCAGUGCUGCAGCUGUGGCUAGCAACAUGUGCUUUGCCGCACUUGGAUCGGAUACAGGAGGAUCAGUCAGACUGCCUGCGUCAUACUGCGGAGUAGUGGGAUUUAAGCCAUCAUAUGGCCGGAUAUCUCGAUGGGGUCUUGUUGCAUACGCCAGUUCCUUGGACACAGUGGGCACACUCACCAAAACAGUUGACGAUGCCCAAACUAUUUAUGACAUCAUGGCAAAGGAAGACCCCAAGGACUCAACAUGCCUGACAGAGAGGCAACGAAAGGCAAUCGCGGAUACCAUCAACCCUAUCGAUCUGACAAAAUUCAGCGACCAGGAAGUGAAGACGAAGCCGUUGUUGGGCGUCAGAGUGGGCAUUCCUCAAGAGUUCAACGUUGCUGAGCUGGCUCCCGCAACAAAGGACCUCUGGAGGCGAGGGAUUCAGGCUCUGAAGGUUGCAGGAGCUGUGGUGAUACCUGUGAGUCUUCCCAACACUAAGCUUGCUGUUGGAGCAUACUUCACCUUGGCCACCGCCGAAGCGUCGAGUAACUUGCAGAGAUACGAUGGAAUCCGAUAUGGUCAUCAGAGUGACAAGAAUGAUGAGAAGGAUGCGCUUUACACUCACACCAGGAUGGAGGGAUUCGGCAAGGAGGUCAAGCGCCGUAUCCUCCUUGGAACCUAUGUUCUCACCUCAGGGUCGUUUGACAACUUUUUCUUGCGGGCUCAAAAGAUUCGCCAAAUGGUCCGGAAUGACUUUGACAGGGUGUUUUCACGCCGGAACGCCAUUACAGGAUCGUGUGGGAACCUGGUAGAAGACUUUGAGAAUGACAACAGCGCCGCCACCAGAGUCCACGCCCUGUUGACGCCAGUGGCUGUCUCGACAGCACCCAAACUAAAGGACGUGAUUGGCGACCAGAUUGACCCUGUCGAUGCGUUCUUGGACGAUAUCUUCACCAUCCCAGCGAGUCUUGCCGGGAUCCCAUCGAUGAGUGUGCCAUUUGGGACAUGUACGAAGGAUGGCUUCCCGAUGGGGCUGCAGGUCAUCAGUCAGUAUGGUGACGAGGAGAUGGUGUUUAAGGUGGCGAGGGUCAUUGAGGAGAAGGGCAAGGGGAUGUGCAGCGAGAAACAAGGAGAACAAUAA